GGGGCACCCUCCUGUGCGGAGUCCGCGGGGGACGCUGCGGAGCCCUUGGGUCCCGCGGGCUCUCUCUGGCGGCCCUGUCCAGCGCGGCUGCCGCGCUCCACCCCAGAGGUGGCUGCAUGGGCAGAAGCCCUGGCCGCGGGGAGGGCGCAGCGGGCCGAGGCUGGGUACAGGGCGGUCCCCGCUGGACUCUCCUUAGGUCGGGGGAGGGGGCCUCUGGAUUGACCCCGUGUCCGAUGGGGGGGCUGGUUAUGGGGCAAAUGUCUGCUCCCAGCAGCCCAGCCCAGCCCCCCGGAGAGCGCCACGGCCUGGUCUCCAGGGCGCUGGGCUGUCGCUUCGCUGGGCCCCGAUCCCGGCCGGGGCCCCCCCCCCGGGCUGUCGCACCUCAUUGCGGUGAGGUGGCAGGUGGGUUCCCCUCCCCCCUGUUGGGGCUGAGUUUGUGGAGAUGUAGCUGAGGGGGGAUGCAGGGAACUGUGCCAGGGAGCUGUCCCCUGUCCGGGUCACCCCCUGCACUUGUGCUCUCUUCAGGUAUCCCUACAGGGCGGGUCUGGUGGGAUCCCCUUUGCACCUUCCCACUCGUGUGGGGCUGGGGCAUGGCUAACGUGCCAGGGCUGGUGUUCGGUGCCGCAGGGUCUGUUUGGGCGGCCCCUGGGCUGGUCCCUCUGAGCUGUGCCAGGGCCGCUGUGGGACUGAGUUGUUGCUUUGUAGGUGUUUGCCCUGGUCUCCCCAGGGUGGGCUGGGUGCCCCCUGCUGCCCCUGGCACUCUGCAGCCCCUGGCCCUGCAGGCUUGUUGGCACUUGUUUGCCCUUGGGCAGCAUCCGCCACACGUGAUGUUUAUUUCAUGCUGGGCCCACCAGCUCCUGGGGGGGGGUAUAAAUAGGGGCUGACGCUGGCCAGGGCUGGGACAGGUGCACGGCUCUCCAGGGCAGCAAGGCACGGCCGGAAUGCCAGCCGCAGCCAGCGGGACGCCUGGGCAGCAGUGACGGGAGAUGGCAGAGCAGGAACUAGACACCCCCCUUCCCCUGGGCGUAUGGGGCCCAGCCAGUGCCACCUGGGCUGGGGAGGCCGAGCCAGCCAGGGAGAGAGUGAUCCAGGGAGAGCCGUGCACAGCACAGGGCCAGGCCUGCCAAGGGCCCAACCUGGAAAUGUCCUGUUCCCACUCCCACUUGGCAGAGCUAGGAGUGACAGGGUUCAUGGGGAGCUGGGCAGAGCACUUCCAGCCUCCUUCCCAGCGCCCAGCUCUGCCACUGACCCGCCAUGACCCCGGGCAGGUCCCUCCCCUGCUCCGUGUCUGUUUCCCAGCUGUAGAGAUGGCCUGGCCUCGCAACACCCCCAGAGUUUUAAUUCAUGUUCCGUGCCCCCUGAGCCAGCCAGUCUCCAUCCUGGGGCCAGAUGGGAGUCAGCACCCCCCAGAGGGGAAAGGCCCCGCAUCCCAUUCCCCACCCCCCUGAGUCAGCCAGUUCAAGCCCUGGGGCUGGAGCCGGUGCCCCCCCAGAGGGGAAAGGCCCCAUGUCCCAUUCCCCACCCACCCUAGGGCCGAAUGAGAGAUACUACCCCCGGACGGGAAAGCCCCUGUCUCCCAUUCCCUGUCCCCUGAGCCAGCCAGUCCCCACCCUGGGUUUAGAUGGGAGCCAGUGCCCCCUAGGCGGUAAAAGUCCCAGGUCCCAUUCCCUGCCCCCAGGAGCCAGCCAGCCCCUGCCCUGGGGGUGGAUCGGAGCUGGUGCCCCCCAGAGGGGAAAGCCCCCAUGUCCCAUGGGGAUGCUCCAUCUCCUACAUUUCAUGCCCUGGCUGCACCCUCUACCUUUCCUGCCCCUCCUUCUCCCCAGGUAAGUGGCGACAGGUAUGAGGGGAAGGUGCGGGCCUUCGAGGUGCUGGCGAGGGGAGCAGCGGAGGAGCCCGAGGGCUGGCGGCAUGGCGUGGCCAGGGUCCGGGAUGCCGUCAGCGAGGAGAAGCAGAAGUUGAAGGAAGAGAGGAGGAAGAAGCUUGAGACGUUCGAUAGCACCCGUGUGCGGCUGGAGAGUCUCCAAGACCUGGAGGUGAUCGUGAGGCUGCGGAAGCACAAGAGGAGCCGGAAGAGGGUCCGCCCCAAGGAGCCCGAGCCGGCUGUGCCGGCCGAGCCUGUGGACGCUGCCCGGUUCCUGCAGGCGGUGCAGGAGAACCAGGUUCCCAUGAUUGACAAGUACCUGGCAGACGGUGGGGACCCCGAUGCUCACGACCAGUUCAGGUGCACGGCGCUGCACUGGGCCUGCCUCCGGGGCCAUGCAGAGAUCGUGGACAAGCUGCUGGCGGCUGGAGCCAAGCUGGAGCCCAGGGACAUGCUGGAGGCCACGCCUAUGCUCUGGGCCUGCCGCGGGGGGCACCUGGACAUUCUCCAACGCCUGCUGGACAGAGGAGCCAAGAUCUCCACGCGGGACAAGCUGAGGAGCACGGCGCUGCACGUGGCUGUCCGGACAGGGCACUGUGACUGCGCCGAGCACCUGAUCGCCUGUGGGGCCGAGAUUGAUGCACAGGACAAGGAGGGGGACACGCCCAUUCACGACGCCAUCCGGCUGGGCCGCUUCAAGGCUGUGAAGACCCUGCUGAUGUAUGGUGCCAACCUCAGCGUCCGGAACCAGGAAGCCCUGCGACCCGUGGACCUGGUGAAGGACUGGCAGAGGGGCAUCCGGCAAACCUUGCAGGCGUGUGCCGACCAGCAGCGCCCCCCUCGGCCGCACUGACGCAGCAGGACCAGUGUUCAAUCCCCUCCCCCACUACUGACCACUGAGGGGGUCUGGGCCCUGCCAUGAGCCACCUCAGUGCCCUCUGCAGGCCGUGCUCAUCCCUACACGGCUCCCAUGUCUGGCCAGGGGAUAGGGCCACCCGUCUCUGGAGGGCUCGGGGCGGGGGAGGGUGGUGAGGUUUGAGCCGGACGCUCCCCUAUUCCUGGUUGUAUGGGGAUGUGUCCCUUUCCCUGGAGCUGCCCCAUGGCCAGGUGAGGCCCUUGCCAUCCCUUGGGGAAACUGAGGCAUGGAGGGGCUAAGACUUGCCCAUGGCCACACAGCCAGUUAGUGGGAGAGCUGGAGAUGAACCCAGGAGUCCUGCUGUUUUGCCCAGCCCCACUCCAACCACUAGGAGGCACCAUCUCCCCAUGGCCCGCACCACAAGGAGAGGAACUGCCCUGGGGGUCUGAGCGGACCCCCUCCCCCUUCUGGGCCCUGGCCUGGCCCCCUCCUGCUUCUGGGCAGGCAAGCCCUGCGGCCUUCCCGAGGCCAUGCUGGAAGGAACACUGCUGCCCCCCAGGGGUAGGCACCUGUUGCACCCCAGGGUUAGCUGGGAGGGGCUGACUGCAGGGAGAGGCUGAGCCAGCCCUGGGGGUAGAAAAUGGGGCAGUGAGACGGGUCAGCAGGGCCCAGGCCAGCGCAAGUUCCUGGCUGCUGGAGGCAGGCGGCUUUCCUGGCCUGGCCUCGGCCGUCUCACGGUCACUCUGUGCCCUGGGCUGCCCCCUAAGGGUGUGCAGGCCUGGCCCCCAACCCCCUGGCUGGCAGGGCCUGGUGCCUGAGGGACUCCUGCUGCUGCUCCCCCCCAGCCCCUCACCUCUGCCCAUAGCCAAGGGGGCAGCUGCACCCAGCCUCCUGUAGCUGUGAGCGCAGCCCCUGCCUUACCCUUGGCCUCCAGCAGCCUGGCUGUGCCAGCUCCCAGCCAUAUGUGUCCCCUGGGCUCAGGCUCCAGGCAGUGGGUAACAGCAGCAGGGUAGGAGAUGGCUAACAGCUGGGGGGAGAGGUGCCCUCUCACAGCCUGGCACAGGACAGGCACAGCCCCCUCUGUUCCCCCAGUCCCCGGGAGCGCCGCUGGCCCGGGAGGAGGUGAGCUGGUUGAGCCACCUGUGGGGAUAGGGAGACUAGAGCCCAAGGAACAGGGGACCCUCCAGCCAGUUAGCCUGGAGCCAGCCAGCACCCACCGGCAACACACCGAGUCUGCCCUGACCCCAGCCUGGUUCUGGCUCUUCCCUAAGUCCUAGGGGGAAGUGCCCAGGCUGAGAGGGACAUGGUCCUGCUUCUCUGCUGCUGGCCUUGGGUGAGUCCUGUCCCCUGCCUCAGUUUCCCUAUGUGUAAAAUGGGGCUAACAGUGAAUGGAGCCAGCUUCUGAGUUCAUGCCCAGCCCAUUAGGCAGCUCUCGGAGCCGCAGGCUGCCACCUCAGCACUGCAGGUCAGGCUGAGACCACGUGGGUUGCAAUGGACAUAUUUAAUGUGCCCAGGAAGCUGCUGCGGCUGGAGUAUGGCCCCUGGGCCCCCUCUUACACACGCUGGCACGGGCAGCACUUCUCCCCUGCCAGAACUGCUACCUGGGUGCUAAUGGAGCUGGAUGGACCCACGCUCUGGGGUAGCCGGCCUAGGAGAGUGCCUGCAACGCUGGCAUAGCGCAGACUUGGUAC
Messenger RNA from Trachemys scripta elegans, 4408 nucleotides. RefSeq names its product ankyrin repeat domain 23 (gene ANKRD23). Gene Ontology annotation, molecular function: protein binding. The record is from RefSeq and is a predicted model, not a curated record. NCBI's taxonomy places the organism in Eukaryota, Metazoa, Chordata, Testudines, Emydidae. The transcript has 8 exons. Bases 1743 to 2714 code for a protein of 323 amino acids. Gene Ontology annotation, cellular component: nucleus; cytoplasm.